Molecule: messenger RNA, 1155 nt
Organism: Colletotrichum navitas
Lineage: Eukaryota; Fungi; Ascomycota; Sordariomycetes; Glomerellales; Glomerellaceae
Exons: 2
Coding region: 1-1155 (384 amino acids)
Cellular component (GO): mitochondrion
Molecular function (GO): oxidoreductase activity
Source: RefSeq, a predicted model, not a curated record
AUGGCGACCUCUCGUGCCUGGACCUUCACGGCCCGCGGCAGCCCCCGUUCCGUCCUCUCGCUCGCCCCGCGACCGACCCCCACCCUCCCGCCGGCGCCCUCCCUCCUCGCCAAGGCGAGGCCCGUACCCCACGCCCAAGACGGCGACGAGUGGCUCCGCGUCAAGGUCGCAUACGCCGCGCUGAACCACGGCGGCCAGUUCUACAUUUCCCUGAUCCCCAGGUUCGCCCGCGCAAGCACGGCCGUUCCGGAGAUGGAUCUAAGCGGAACCAUCACAGAAGUGUGGAUCCCCGGGUCCGCAUCCGCCCCGGGAGAGGCGCCGGCGGCGACAACGCCGAGAACAAUGGACAAGGAAGCGUCGCCCGUGUACGGCGCAGGACCAGAGAACAAGAGCCGCCGCUUCGCCAAAGGCAAACGUAUCGCCGCCUUUAUCCCCAUAUCCUACGGCUGGCCGACCGGCACCGGCGCCCUGGCCGAACACGUCAUCCUCCCCGUGCGGUACGCCGUGCCCGUCCCGCCGCACGUAUCGCUUCGGGACGCGAGCAGCCUGUUGACAGCGGGCUGCACGGCCGCCAUGACGCUGCGCGCCGCAGCGCCGAAGAGGGGAGCACGGGUCCUCGUCAACGGGGCCAGCGGCGGCGUCGGCUCUCUGGCGGUACAGAUGACCCGUGCCGCCGUCGGGCCCGAGGGCUACGUCGUCGGCGUGUGCUCGGGCCGGAACGCCGACAUGUCCCUGAGGGAGAGGUUCGGCCGGGAAGGGAGCCAGUUCGACGCCGUGGUCGACUGCGUCGGCGUGCAGGACGUCUACGUCAACUGCGCCGCCUAUCUCGUCCCCGACGGUGUGUACUCCGCGGUCGGGAUCAAGCCGGCGACUCUCUCGUAUGGAGCCUUCGCCAAGGCGGUCUGGCACAUGCAGAUGAACGCGCUCUGGCCCCGUUCGACCUGGUUGGGCGGCACGGGCCGUCGGUGGGCGGCAACGGCCAUGAUGGACCCCGGUAAGGGUUUGAUGGAAGACGUUAUGGGGAUGCUAUCGGACGGGAGGAUCAAGGCUGUCAUCGAGAGAGAGGUUGCGUUCGAGCAGGUUGCGGACGGGUAUGACAUCCUUGGGAGCGGGAGGGCGAGAGGAAAGGUUGUUGUCAAGGUUGACGGCGAGUAA